Trametes versicolor FP-101664 SS1 is the source of this 338-nucleotide messenger RNA. RefSeq lists its product as uncharacterized. The annotation marks the transcript as partial. The record is from RefSeq and is a predicted model, not a curated record. The transcript is spliced from 2 exons. Lineage: Eukaryota; Fungi; Basidiomycota; Agaricomycetes; Polyporales; Polyporaceae.
AAACGCAAUCACACGAACAGUGCACCAUUACGCGCGUGUUCGGUGAGUUCCAGCCCAUUCUGAGCACAAAAGGUUCGUAUCCUCUCCGACGUUUUGCAUUCCCAGCGAUGGGGCCGCGGCAGAGAAUUCGCGCGACGGCCGAGUUUGGCAUCCUCCCGCGUCGCGCUUUCGCACACAUGCGCGAGCGAACGUCUGCGUCGCGCUCUACCACGCUCCAGUGUGCGCGCUGGCGAAGUUGCAUUUCGAUGAUCUGCAGUUUGUACGAGGGGAACCUUGGGGCUGCAUCUGAGUUCGGUGAACAUGUAAACACUUCGUAGACGUGUAGAACACGGCAUGGG